Messenger RNA from Suillus paluster, 1375 nucleotides. Its product is annotated as mitochondrial carrier domain-containing protein. Lineage: Eukaryota; Fungi; Basidiomycota; Agaricomycetes; Boletales; Suillaceae. The transcript has 12 exons. The record is from RefSeq and is a predicted model, not a curated record. The coding region runs from base 130 to 1092 and encodes 320 amino acids.
GUGUUUGAAGAAGCAUCCUGAUUGUACAUAACCGUCGGCUCUUAGUCUAAGGGCUACAUGCACAAAAGCAAUUGCUAGUAAUUUUUUCCAGUAACAACUCUAGCUGCACUUAAGGGCUGGCACUCGGGUAUGUCUUCUUCUACUACACCACCACCUCUCUCUACGCUCGAGAGUUUUCUUUGCGGCGGACUGGCAGCAUGCAUAGCCGUCACUGUCAGCAAUCCUGCAGAAGUAGCCAAGACACGUUUGCAACUCCAAGGUGAGCUGGUCAAAGAUGGAAAAAAGAAAAUAUAUAAGGACGCGUUGGAUGUUCUGGCAAAGACUUGGAGAAACGAGGGCAUUCGGGGCUUGCAAAGAGGACUCGGACCAGCGUACGUUUACCAGACACUUUUGAAUGGAUCACGUCUGGGUUUCUACGAGCCAUUCCGACGAACUAUCAACCGCACAAUAGGUAGAUCUAGCACCGACCAAAUACCAUGGACUUCUGUUGUAGCUGGUGCCGCAAGUGGCCUAAUAGGAGCUUCGCUUGGCAACCCGCUCUUCCUGAUAAAAGCACGAAUGCAGGCAUACUCUCCUGUAUUGCCAGUUGGCGCACAACAUUACUACAAGAGCUCGUUUGACGCAUUGAUCACUAUUUUUAAGACAGAAAAAUUUUGGGGUCUAAUACGUGGUAUGGAUGCAGCCAUUCUGCGAACAGCUAUGGGAUCUUCGGUCCAGCUUCCUACAUACAAUUGGACUAAAAACCAACUUGGCUCGCAUGGAUUACUUCCUUCAAACAGCGUAUUGACUUACCUCGCUAGUUCCUCAGUGUCCGGAGUUUGCGUGUGCAUUGUCAUGCAGCCUGCUGACACGGCCCUUACCCGAGUGUACAACCAACCAACAACACGCACACCCGAUGGUCGUUUAGUAGGAACACUGUAUAAGAAUCCCAUCGACUGUCUCUGGAAGACUUUCAGAACCGAAGGCGUGUUCGGCUGGUACAAGGGUUCAACUGCACAGUUUCUUCGUGUUGCGCCCCAUACCAUUAUUACCCUCACUAUGAACGACAUCAUAUUGAGCCUGUACAAGGACAUCCGUAAUCGUAGAUCAUGACCUCAACCUGAUACUUUUAUGAAUGGCGUGCGGAUACAAUGUGAAUUAUGGUUAGAAGACUCGUGGUACUACGGUACCUGUUCAAAACAAAACAUGAUUGAAGCAAAGUGCCGGUCACAAAAUUCGGGCGACUCAUGCGGAGCAGGGGGAACAUCCAAGGACUCCAAACGUGUAGGUCGAGAAGUUUGUGUGAUAUUCUUCCUCAGUUUUACCGUCUUGAAUGAACUGUUGCUGCAGUCGACAUGCAGAGGUUGUGAAAAAUAUUUCAUUUCUCAUGUUCAAA